UUCAAAAAAUUGAAACUUGAAAUUCAAAAAGAAAAAAGGAAAUAAAAUACAGUUCUGCCAUAUGUCAAGAUACAGAACUGUUCCUGAUCUUGAGUGUUUGAAUAUCUUAACUGGAGAUUGAGAUAGGAGAAUGUUUCAGCCACGUGGCAGUAUCCCACAGAAACCACUUGUAAUUUAAAAUGCCGGCGAGCAGGAUCCUGGAACAAGAAACCGUUUGUUGUCUCCUAUAUCUCCAAAAAUCUCUCAGAAAAUCAGACAGAAGUGAACUCAUUUACAUCGUUACCCUUUGUCGUCCUCUGCUCCAGAAAUCAAAAAGCCAAACCAAAGAACAAUUCAAGAGGACACUCCAGUAAAUUUGUAAAACCUGCAAUCUGCCGGCUGUGUGCAUAUCUAAUCUGCCACUGUUUUCAAAAGUUUGUUUUUUUCUCUCUCUCUCUAAAGAAGCCAUGAAGACUGACACUGAAGCUUCACUCUCAAAUCAGUAUCUGAAGCUAAAAAAAUUGAAGUCCCGUGGAGUAAGCUCUAGAUAUUUGUCUCCAGUCUCAACUUCACAGGAUCAUCGACUUUCAACUCCAUCUCCAACUUCAAGCCAAGCUUCUUCACUUGUUCGUCAUAAAUCCACCGAUGACAAAAAGCACCGGAGCGUCGACGACUCUGGUUUUACUCGAGGGCUUUGGCCUUCAUCGUCUGCUUCCUCAUCUCCCUCACAUUAUUCAUCGUUAAACAACAAAAAUAACCUCGGAACUCUUGCUGAUCAUCUCGGAAAUGAAAGGCUCAGAGACUUGCUGGACAAGAAAAAGGAUGAGAAGCCUUCUAAAAACAGCAGCAGUGUCUUCUCAAUUACUAGACAAAGAAGUUGUUCGGAGUUCAGUAGGUUUGAGAAUCAGAAUCAGAAUGAAAAAGAGAAGGAAAUUACGAAAGAGAACCAUAGACAACUCGGAGGUUCUUUGAGAUAUACGAAGAAGCUUUUCCUUCCAGGAAGAGCUUCUUCUUCAUCGUCGUCUUCAUCCUCUGCAAAUAAUUUGUUUGAUAGUUCAAAUUUUGCAUCAGGAAGAUUAUCAGUUGAUGAAAAUGCACUAUUUCGAAACUCGAAAACUACUGCUGCAUCUCGGCGAAAAUCAGAUUCUGUUUCUGUUUCUGUUUCAGAUAAUCUCGACUCAGAAUCCGAAUGUACAGAUUGCAAUUCUCCUGCUAUGGGGAGAACCUCAAGAAAAUCUGGCAUUGAGGUUUCUUCAAAAUAUUUGCAAGAUGUUUCGACAAAGCUUAGGAGAGGCUCAUCAGAUUCUAACAUAAAACCUCCACUAUCGCUAGAUGGUUCUCCAAAAAUGAGGAAAUUUAAUAUCAAGAAUGCAAUUAAGAGGGCUAAUUCUCUUACUGGUUAUGGAAGUGCCACAUCACAAUGGGCAUUGUCGCCGGGGCGUUCAGGAUCACCGCCGAUGUCAGUGGAAAGUAAAGAAAGACUAAUGUCAUUUUCAAGUAUGAAGCCACCGUCGAGUCCUUCGAGGAGUAGCACUAAAGGAAUGGAGAAAUUGCUGAAUUUGGGGCUGGACUUGUUUAAAAGUAAGAAAGUGGCUUGGCCAAGUUCAUCAGAUUUGGGGUCUGGGAAUUCAGAGAGCAUUCAUCAGCUCAGAAUGCUCCAUAACGGGCAGAUGCAAUGGCGUUAUGCAAACGAUAGAGUUAAUGCUGUGAAUGGAAACAUUGCUAAGCAAGUAGAGAACGAUUUGUUUUGUGCAUGUGAGAGUCUAGAAAAUUUGCGAAAAUCUGUGAUGCUAAAGAAAUUACAGCUUCAGAAGGAAAAGUGUGACAUGAAGCUGGACUUGAUACUGCAUUCUCAAAUUAAACAACUCGAAGCUUGGGGAGAUAUGGAAAGACAGCACAUGUCUGCAGUUUCGAAGACCAAAGAGUGUUUACAUUCUGUUGUUUGUAAAGUUCCCCUCAUUGAAGGUGCAAAGGUUGACCCACAAUCGACUUUCAUCGCACUUCGACAUGCAUCGGAUCUCACAACCUCCGUCAAGUCGGUGUUAACUACAUUUUUACCGCUGACUGAAAAGAAUGCAGAAUUACUUUCAGAAUUAGCACAAGUAGUUUCACAAGAGAAGUUGCUGUUAGAGGAGUGUGUGGAACUUCUUCAAUCAGUUUCUACAUUAGAGAUUCAAGAGAGGAGUUUGAAGUGUUAUAUGAUCCAGUUAAGUCAGUGGCAGCAACAAAUCAUUGUCUGACAAGUGCUCAUAUAUACUCAGCGAGCUAUGAGUUGAUCAUUGAUAAAUGAAUAGGAUAGUAAUUAACAGAGAUCAUGGCUUAUUUCUUUUUAAUUGACAUAAGUUGUGCCAUUUUAUCUCGAUAAAAAUGAAUUUUAAUGUAUUGUUACUUUAUCUCACUGUUUGUAAUAAAAUAUGAUGAAUUUCCUUGUGUUGAGAGAACAAAGUUAUAGUAUACAUGUUACUUGUA
Molecule: messenger RNA, 2448 nt
Organism: Mercurialis annua (annual mercury)
Lineage: Eukaryota; Viridiplantae; Streptophyta; Magnoliopsida; Malpighiales; Euphorbiaceae
Product: QWRF motif-containing protein 3
Exons: 5
Coding region: 447-2219 (590 amino acids)
Biological process (GO): spindle assembly; centrosome cycle
Cellular component (GO): cytoplasm; centrosome; nuclear microtubule
Molecular function (GO): microtubule binding
Source: RefSeq, a predicted model, not a curated record